Molecule: messenger RNA, 2764 nt
Organism: Chanos chanos (milkfish)
Lineage: Eukaryota; Metazoa; Chordata; Actinopteri; Gonorynchiformes; Chanidae
Gene: rnf10
Product: ring finger protein 10
Exons: 17
Coding region: 353-2719 (788 amino acids)
Biological process (GO): positive regulation of transcription by RNA polymerase II; positive regulation of myelination
Molecular function (GO): transcription cis-regulatory region binding; metal ion binding
Source: RefSeq, a predicted model, not a curated record
UAAGUCCGACCUCGUUUUUACGAAUCAAAAUUGGGCGAAAAACUCGGUAAUUUACCCGUUUUCCACCAUUGGAGAGCGGUUAAAGCCUUGGUGGGGCUCCAUAUUUCCCACGACAAGGAAAAAAAUCGACUUUUCUGGGGUCUAGGCCCCGCUCUUCGCGCGCUCAUUCUCUCCUUAUUCACAGCUUUCUUUACUGAGACAUCUGAACUGUGUCUCUUAUUUUUCUCGGUUUGUUUUUGUUAUCAAGAUGUCGCCGUAAUGGAGUCUCCGCGUCUGAUAGAAAUGAGUAAAGGCCUUCGUCGCCUGAGCCGCACUUGCAACAACCCACUUUUUUCUCCUUGUACCCCAUUUAAUGCUAGAGAGCUCGGAAGCUCUCUCUCCGGCGCUCGGCCUCAAUCCUUCAUCAGACAACAUGGAGAAAAAUACCAACGCCAGCAACAAGGUCCCUCCCCGCUCCAGUUCUACAGGCCCAGCUGCAGGAGAAUCUAAACCCAAAGCAGAUGGUAAGAACAAUGGGGGCUCCAAACGCUACAGCCGCAAGCGCGAGCCCUCCUUCCCCAAGGCGGAGAGCUUUCCGGGCCCCCGCCGCACCAACCCACAGAAAAGCAAGAGUUUUGACAAGAGACCCCCCCAGAGAGGCGGUGGAGGAGGCCGCCAGUAUGGGCUCAUGGGCGGUGGGCGAAGAGAAGAGGUAGCAGAGACUCGCCGGGCCGAGUUUAGCCCGGCUCAGUUUGCUGGACCUAAAAAGAUUAGCCUGAACCACCUGCUCAACUUCACGUUUGAGCCGCGUGGCUGCAACCAAUUCGGCUCCGCAGGAGAGGGCCCCGUGUGUUGGGGGCGCCGAAACAAGUGGGGCCAGAAGCACAAACCCUUCAAUAAGGAGCUCUUCCUACAGGCCAACUGCCAGUUUGUGGUGAUGGAUGACCAGGAUUACAAAGCUCACUUCACUGACCCAGACACCCUGGUCAACUGGGACUAUGUGCAGCAAGUGCGUAUCUACAGUCACGAGGUGCCCUCCUGUCCGAUCUGUCUGUACCCCCCCGUGGCUGCUCACAUAACCCGCUGUGGUCACAUCUUCUGCUGGCCCUGUAUGCUCCAUUACCUGUCCCUCAGCGAGAAGAGCUGGUCCAAGUGCCCUAUCUGCUAUGAGGCCGUACACAGCGCAGACCUCAAAAGUGUGGUUGCCAUGGCAACUCACCAGUACGUGGCCGGUGACCUCAUCACCAUGCGCCUGAUGCGCAGGGAGAAGGGAGUGCUGGUGCCUCUGCCCAGCCCCCAGUGGGGGAAAGUGGAGGAGCCCGUCCGCUUUGGAGAUGUGUGUCUGAGCGCCUACUCUAAGCUGCUGCUGGCGUCUCAGGAGCAGGUGCUGGGUUUGCUGGCCGAGGAGAGGGCCACGCUGCAGGCCCAGCUCUUACAGGAGAAAGACGACCCUCAGGCCUGCUUCAUCCAGAGCGCCUUACUGCAGCUCCAGGAGCAAGAGGAUUCCCUGCUGAAGCGCGGCGCCAAGAGCAGCUGCACCGUUGACAAACUGGACGUGAGGAAGCUCUCUCUGACGGAGCCUCCCUCUCCAGAGGUUGCCACGGUAACCGCGGUCACCGCGGUCACCAGCGCCAAGCCCGUGCUGCAGUACUCCUCAGCAUUUGAUGACGAGGUGGCGGAGGACGCAGCGGAGGUGGGUGAGGAGGUGCUUGAGCAGGAUGUGCCCGAGGAGGUCCCUGAAGGUGUGCGGGAGGUGUCUCCGGAGCCGGAGGUGGCUGCUGAAAAUAGCCCUCCCACCCAACGCAGGUGGAAAGGACCCCACCGCGCAUACGAAAAGGGACCCUACUACUACUUCUACCAAGCUGAGGACGGUCAGCAGAUGUUCCUCCACCCUGUGAAUGUGCGCUGUCUGCUGAAAGAGUAUGGGAGUCUGGACGCCAGCCCCCAGUCCAUUACUGCCACUGUAGUGGAGGUUGACGGCCACACAGUCUCUGAGGAAGUCCGUCGUCGACACCGGUAUUUGUCCCAUUUGCCUCUGACGUGCGAGUUCAGCAUUUGUGAACUGAACCUGCAGCCUCCUGUCAUCUCCAAAGAGACUUUGGACACCUUCGCAGAGGACUUUGAGAAGAGGAAGCGUCUGAGGCAGAAGAAAGCGAGGGAGGAGAAGAGGAGGGAGAGACGCAUAGAGAUGGAGGAGAAACGGAAGCAGGGCAGAUACCCAGAGGUGCAUAUUGGGCUGGAGAACCUGCAGCAGUUCCCUGCCUUUGGCUCCCCCCCUCAGAACAGCCCCCCUCCAUACCCUGAAUUUGUGGUGGGACCAGCAUCUCCCCUCAGCAGCAGCCCUGCCUCAGACAUGACGAUGUUUCCCAGUCUAAGUGCAAACAGUCCAGGUCUCAGCAUUGGUAGUGUGGAGGAAGACUCUCACUGUAUGUCCUUCGCUCAGAUGCUGAGGGACGGCAAAGCUCGUGUGGAAAUGCCGCCCAAAAUUACCCCAAAGAAAGAUACUCUGCUGGCUCCUCCGGCUGCAGACAGCGAUGGCGAGAGCGACAGUUCAGACCGUGUUCCCGUGCCCAGUUUCCAGAACUCUUUCAGUCAGGCUUUUGAGGAAGCCCUGCUGCAGCUGGACCACGGAGCAACGAAAUCACCACAGCCCGUUCUCAUCAACGAGGAGAAAGGGGGAAAGAAAAAGAAGAAAAAACAGAAGCUUCUCUUCAGCACCUCUAUGGUUCACACGAAGUAACACACGCUCUCAUCUCUCUCUCUCUCUCUCUCUCUCUCGCUCUCU